AAAAAGAGAGAAUUUAGAAGGAGCGAGGGAGGAGAUAAUACUCGGAGCACCACCUAGCUCAUAUGUCCUUGGAUUUUUGGUCGUGCUGUAUAAUUGUUCGCUUCCUUCAGAUUAGUUGAGGGCAUAUUAAUGGCAUCGAGAGCAGACGAUUCGAUCAAGUCCAGAGAUGUGUGCAUUGUCGGUGUUGCUCGAACACCCAUGGGUGGCUUGCUUGGUUCAAUCUCAUCUUUAUCUGCUACAAAGCUCGGGUCUAUAGCUAUUAAGAGUGCUCUUAAGAGGGCAAGUGUUGAUCCAUCACAGGUUCAAGAAGUAUAUUUUGGAAAUGUUCUCAGUGCGAAUUUAGGUCAAGCCCCAGCUCGGCAGGCUGCCUUAGGUGCUGGAAUGCCUAAUUCUGUUGUUUGCACGACCAUUAACAAAGUGUGUUCGUCGGGAUUGAAAGCGACAAUGAUUGCUGCACUUAGUAUUACAUCGGGUGUCAAUGAUGUUGUGGUGGCUGGUGGUAUGGAGAGCAUGUCUAAUGCACCAAAGUAUUUAGUUCAGUCCAGAAAAGGAUCUAGGUUUGGGCAUGAAUCUGUUAUUGAUGGAAUGAUCAAGGAUGGGCUAUGGGACGUUUACAAUGAUUUUGGGAUGGGAUUAUGUGGAGAACUUUGUGCUGAUCAGUAUCAUAUCACGAGGGAAGAGCAGGACUCUUAUGCCAUUCGAAGCUUUGAACAAGGGAUCGCUGCACAAAGCAGUGGUGCAUUUGCAUGGGAAAUAGUUCCGGUGGAAAUAUCUGGUGUUAGUGGGAAGCCAUCCAUAAUUGUUGACAAAGAUGAUGGCUUAAGGCAGUUCGAUGCGUCUAAACUGAGAAAGCUUAAACCCAGCUUUAAAGAAGGGGGUACUGUGACUGCAGGCAAUGCUUCUAUCAUAAGUGAUGGAGCUGCCGCACUAGUUCUAGUGAGUGGGGAAAAGGUGAUUGAACUUGGGUUGCGAGUAAUUGCCAAGAUCAGAGGAUAUGCAGAUGCUGCUCAGGCACCUGAGUUAUUUCCAAAUGCUCCAGCUCUUGCGAUACCAAAAGCAAUUAAAAAUUCUGGUUUGAAGGCUUCUGAUGUCGAUUAUUAUGAAAUAAACGAAGCAUUUUCGGUUGUAGCCCUUGCCAAUCAACGACUACUCAAUCUUGAUCUUGACAAACUGAAUGUGCAUGGAGGAGCUGUGUCUUUGGGACAUCCAUUGGGCUGCAGUGGGGCUAGGAUCUUGGUGACUUUGCUAGGGGUACUGAGGACAAAGAACGGAAGAUUUGGUGUUGCUGGAAUAUGUAAUGGAGGAGGAGGAGCAUCUGCCCUUGUCGUCGAGCUCAUGCCCGAAGCGAAAAUGACCAGACCCAAGCUGUAGAAACUGAAAGUAUAGCCGAUGUGGUAAAGAUACAUGUUUACUGCUCUUCUUCUCCCAUAUAUGUAUAUACUUCAGAAUCAAUGAUAUGUCUGAAAUACAUGUUUGCGCUGUAUAUGGACUCUUUAUCUCGUGGGGGAAAGCUGUAUAAAUUACUGAGUAUGCCGCUUGCACUGCGAAUCAUUUGAAAGAAGUAAUUUAAAAUUUUAUUAGGGGACACGAGUAUAUAAAAUUAUAAAUGAAUGAAACUCCUCCGU
Molecule: messenger RNA, 1625 nt
Organism: Cuscuta campestris
Lineage: Eukaryota; Viridiplantae; Streptophyta; Magnoliopsida; Solanales; Convolvulaceae
Source: the annotation of a GenBank genome assembly